This is a messenger RNA of Diorhabda carinulata, 1415 nucleotides long. RefSeq lists its product as uncharacterized. The coding region runs from base 129 to 1349 and encodes 406 amino acids. The transcript is spliced from 3 exons. The record is from RefSeq and is a predicted model, not a curated record. Lineage: Eukaryota; Metazoa; Arthropoda; Insecta; Coleoptera; Chrysomelidae.
ACCUUGCAUGUGUAUGCAAAUUAAAUAUUCGCAAUUUAUUUCCUUAAUAUUUGUUUUAGAACGUACUUGAAGUAAGUACUUCAUAGUGAGUGAUACAAAAUAUUUAAUCCAAAAAGAUAUUUUCGAGAAUGGUGUCGAAAGAGACGGUGAAAUCUUGGUUAUCGAAAAUCUUCGAAUCGAUAAAUUUCGAAAAUUACGAAAUCCAAAUAAAAACAAACGACAAAGACAGCGGUUACAUGAGUUCAAUAAUUUUCGUAACUGUACAAAACGGUUCGUCUUCUACAAUUGAUUUAGUAAUAAAAAAAAGUAGCGACGUUAAAUCGAUCAGAGAAACCGUCGAGGUACGAAAAUUUUUCUUCAGAGAAAUUUUCAUGUACGAAACGGUUUUCCCUAUUUUCGCGAAACUGGAAAAAGGUAAAAUCGUCGACGAAAAAUUCGAUUCGUACCCGAAAUAUUUGAGUAGUUUAAUAUUGGACGAUACGGAAAUUAUCCUGAUGGAAAACCUCGCGAAAUCAGGCUACAAAAUGUGGAAUAGAAAAAUCAACAUGGACAUGAAUCAUUGCAAGAUUGUUUUAAAGGCGUACGCCAAAUUACAUUCGUUAUCUUUUGCUCUUAAAGAUCAAAAUAGAACGGUUUAUAAUAGUGUGACAUCUAACGUGGAAGAUCUUUUGAAGAAUUGGAUCUCAUUUCCAAGUUUGAAAGAUUACAUAAAUGGUCAUAAAGACACGGUUUUGAAAACUCUGCAAGACCACGGAGAUUCGCUACUAUCAGAAUUUUACAAAGAAGAAUUAGAUGAUAUUUACAAUGUCACUAAACGUAUUUUGAACAUCAAUGAAGACCAAGUUGUGUUUACACAUGAUGAUAAUUGGAAUAACAACUACCUCUUCAAAUAUAAGGAUUGUUGCGAUCACCCUAUAGCUGUUUCGAUAAUCGAUUGGCAGAUGUCGUCUCUCCGAUCACCAAUUUUCGACGUUUCCAAAUUUUUAUACAGCGUCUGUUCUAAAAAAGAAUUAGAUCGACUCGAAGAUCUUCUACGUUAUUAUUAUUCUUGUUUCGCCGAACAUCUUACUAAUCUCGGAAGUUGUCCGGAAAAUUUAUUCAGUUUUUCAGAUUUUCAACGACAUUGGAAGACGUUUUCUUUAUUCGGGAUAAUUGGUAGUACUAUGGUUAUGAAAAUAACGCUUUUGGACGAAGACGAAGCCCCUUCGAUAAACGAAUUGGAAAACGGUAAAAAUUUCAACGAGGUGUUCAACGUUUCCAUGUCUGCUGAUGAAUUAUACUAUGGGAGAGUUAGAGACGUCGUUUCGGCGUAUUUUGAGAUGACAACGAACCCGAAUUUCCUAAAAUGAAUAUUCAAACUUGUACAAUAUAAAUUAAUAUAAUUAAUUCCCAAUAAACCGAAGUUUUUUGCUUGA